CGCGCAUCGAUAAAACCAGACAUUAAUUCUAGACGAGAACAUCAAUUAGCAAGACUUACCCAUAUACUUCACUCCCUUCGCGUCGCUCCUUUAAUAUACCCACUUCAACCUCGACUUUCGUCUUUCGUACAUAAAAGAAAAUUAUAAUUAAUUAUAAUCAAUAUGACGCGCGCGCAGCAGACCAUCUCCAUCGGCCUUCUGGUCACAUCUCUCUAUCUCGCCUUGUACCUAAAUCUUAUUCCUCUUCCCGAACUAGUGCAGACCGAAAUCGUCCCCGUUCUCCCCUUCUGGGCUCUCGUCUCCUUCGGCGCAUACUUGCUCUUCCGCCUUGGUUGGAACGUCAUGACCUUCAACGAUGUCCCUGAAGCCCAUAAGGAACUUACGGCCGAGAUCGAACUGGCUAAGGCUGACCUUCGGCGUCUGGGCGUUGAUGUAGAUUAAUUGCCAUUUUUGAAGAGAAGAUGGUACAAGUGAGGUGAAAGAGUCUUGGGAGAUGGAAACUCACAAUUCGUACACAAACCAAUUGUUCCCAUGCUUACCUACCUAAGGUAGGGUAGCUUAUACACUACGACUGCCUACCUAUGUCAAGAUACAGUGAGAGUAUUCCAAAAGGAACAGGGGAUACGCCGUUCAAGGCCUCAAGGUGUCUUAAAUUGCUGGUCGGCAAGCUCGUCCAUUCAUCUUCGACUCCGCGCCCGCGACUAACCUGAUCGAAGAUAUAUAAGAAUUAACAAGAAGCAUCACAUAAUCCCACAGUUCAGCCUUUUCUACUUAAUGGUUCUUUGCGUGAUAGGCUUGAUGUAAUUCUUGUAGCUAUGCUCACAAAGGUCGAACAAGGAGACGCAAUCCCCAGUCGUUCUAUCCUAGAAACCCUCUGAUACAGAAUACCGAACACACGGCUGACUGGCUAAACUUGAUGGACUUCAGCAAUUGAUUUUGCUUCGAUUGUACUCUUUCUUCUUCUUUACUCUCCAACCAACAAUGCGAUUACUGUCUUUAGAGCCUCCAUCGGAUCCUUAUUCUCCUGUAUAAGCUUGUCAAAUACGCCCGGUAUAUUUGUUAAGCUACGCUUUUUGUCUUGUCCGUGCCCUAUAGCAAGUUAGAUAAUCCGUAUAUACCCAAGACCCUAUCUUAUACAUUGACUUACACUUCGCUGGAGUUUCUAGUAA
This is a messenger RNA of Daldinia caldariorum, 1169 nucleotides long. RefSeq names its product dolichol-phosphate mannosyltransferase subunit 3. Gene Ontology annotation, biological process: GPI anchor biosynthetic process. The coding region runs from base 163 to 441 and encodes 92 amino acids. The record is from RefSeq and is a predicted model, not a curated record. The transcript has 3 exons. Gene Ontology annotation, cellular component: endoplasmic reticulum membrane; dolichol-phosphate-mannose synthase complex. Lineage: Eukaryota; Fungi; Ascomycota; Sordariomycetes; Xylariales; Hypoxylaceae.